CCUCGCUGGUAUUUGACAUUUCCUUCGAGAAUUAGACCCCCAACAUUCUUAAAUGUUAUGUUCCAUCUCUCUCUCUCUCUCUCUCUCUUCAACAUAUAUAUACAUAUAUAGAUAUAUAUAGUGCUCAUCUCUCUCCCUGCUCCUCAACAACACACCUACCGUCCCAUGGACAAGAAGCACGACCACCGCGCGAUGUUCUCGCCCGAGCGCGGCCACGACGGCCUCGUGGAGAGGAGCAGGCGGAUAAAGAUGGCGGCCGAGAUGGGCCUCGCCCGGUCCUCCCGUGGCCGCCACUGGAGCCGAGCCCUCCACCGCCGCCUCCUCCGGAGGAAAGGAGCGACGAGCGGCGGCUCAUGCGGGUGCAAGGACGAGGCGUUGACCUCCUCCAAGGCGGUCGAGGAGCUUGGGGUGGGAGAGAACGAGGACGACGCGGUGGAGGUCGACGCCCGGGUUCACGCUCUGCAGAGGCUGGUCCCCGGCGGCGAGGAGCUGAGCGUGGAGCGGCUGUUCGAGGAGACGGCCGACUACAUCGAGGCGCUGCAGGGGCAGGUGAGUGCCAUGAGGGCGCUUGCGUGCUUGCUUGAUGAGUUGGAGCGGGACAAGAGGGUGGUGAUGGGUGGGUGAUGCAAUGCAUGGUUAUCUCGGAUAUGUAUCUUUGGAUUGUCUUCUCUCUUUCUUCUUUUCCCUUUUUAUUUCUUUUUUAUGAUGUAAGAACACUGAAGAGAGGUUUGGAGAAAAAAUAAUUCUUAGUUUUUCCUUUGCACUUUAUGUUAA
Messenger RNA from Musa acuminata subsp. malaccensis (wild Malaysian banana), 774 nucleotides. Its product is annotated as transcription factor PAR2-like. Gene Ontology annotation, biological process: regulation of DNA-templated transcription. The record is from RefSeq and is a predicted model, not a curated record. NCBI's taxonomy places the organism in Eukaryota, Viridiplantae, Streptophyta, Magnoliopsida, Zingiberales, Musaceae.